GUGUUAUAUAACGACACUCGUCCGAGAUUGACUGCGCUCUGGACUGUAAGUUGAAACGUUAUUUUGUUUAUUGUUAAAUAAAAUUUUCAUAAUCAUCGAUUAUAAAAAUAGAGAUGUUUAAUUAAGAUUUGGAUGGUCAGGCGGAUGGUUAUGAAAUCACUGGGUGUUACAAUUGUCCCGGCUUCAUUCAAACGGAUCAACAUGUUUAUGCCGGGAUGCCACUAGAACCAGAUAACGCUCCAAAACGGUUCAGUAUUGUUCAGGAUAUUAAUGACUCGGGGAACUGGCUGGCGCUAUACGAUGACGGUAUAGUUGGCUACUGGCCAAAGGAACUGUUCACACAUCUAAAGGAUGGAGCCACGUUUGUAAAAUACGGCGGCAGCGCGUUCGAAUCGAUCAACAAAACUCGUCCCGCGAUGGGGAACGGUUCUUUUCCGUCCAAGAUCGCAGAGGAGUACAACAAGAGCGCCUUCUUCGCACAUUGCCAAUACUCGAACGCGGAGUCCGAAGGGGUGCUGGUCGAUAUAAGCGCUCCUAAGGUGUAUCCCGUCACGACCUUCCCCCUUUGUUACGAGACAGAGUAUUUCCUAACUUUGAUGCCUGAGUUGGGCCAAAUGUUUGCGUACGGUGGAAGUGGCGGAGAUUGUCGAGGCAUGUGAACUUUGGUGACCGAACAGAUCCGUUAAUUUCACUCUCAAACCCUAAUAUUAAGAUGCAAUAAAAAUUUUGGAAAUGAUCCAAAGUGUGCUUACUAAGUUGCGUAAAAUCAGAUUUCGCAUUCUCGUGAAUAUCGUGGUCAUAUACACAUAUAAAGUGCAAAAUAGUUUCAUAUAUAUAUAUAUAUAUAUAUAUAUAUACAUGGGGAAAAAUCUAUAAAAAAAAUUAACGGAACUAAGAGAUAAUUACGUAUUCAUACUAGACUUUUUCGACGGUCAUAUUCAUACUAAAAUUUUAAAAUUAGACACAAACAUAUUCAUCUUUUUUAGAAUAUUUAUAAAGCCCGUUAACUUUUUUAGAAG
Molecule: messenger RNA, 1019 nt
Organism: Tarenaya hassleriana
Lineage: Eukaryota; Viridiplantae; Streptophyta; Magnoliopsida; Brassicales; Cleomaceae
Exons: 2
Coding region: 216-659 (147 amino acids)
Source: RefSeq, a predicted model, not a curated record